Zingiber officinale is the source of this 875-nucleotide messenger RNA. RefSeq names its product ras-related protein RABA2a-like. Gene Ontology annotation, cellular component: endosome. The coding region runs from base 78 to 731 and encodes 217 amino acids. The record is from RefSeq and is a predicted model, not a curated record. Lineage: Eukaryota; Viridiplantae; Streptophyta; Magnoliopsida; Zingiberales; Zingiberaceae. The transcript has 2 exons. Gene Ontology annotation, molecular function: GTP binding; GTPase activity.
CAGUCCAGUCCAGUCCACUCGAGUCCAGAACAGAAGAAAAGGUCGAGCUUGUGGGAGGAAGCUGCAGGAGGGAAAAGAUGGCGAGAAGGGCGGACGAGGAAUACGACUACUUGGUUAAGGUCGUGCUGAUCGGCGACUCCGGCGUCGGCAAAACCAACCUACUGUCCCGUUUCACCCGCAACGAGUUCAACCUCGAGUCCAAGUCCACAAUCGGCGUCGAAUUCGCCACCCGGACCCUACAGGUAGAAGGUAGGAUAAUAAAGGCCCAAAUAUGGGACACAGCAGGCCAGGAGCGAUACCGGGCAAUAACCAGUGCCUACUACCGCGGAGCCCUUGGUGCUGUUCUAGUCUAUGACGUGACCAAGCCAACCACUUUUGAUAAUAUCAGUCGGUGGCUCAAGGAGCUUCGUGACCAUGCCGACUCUAAUAUUACAAUCAUGCUUGUCGGUAACAAAACAGACAUUAAGCACCAGCGUGCAGUAGCCUCUGAAGAUGCACACAGCUACGCAGAGAAGGAAGGGCUUUCUUUCAUAGAGACAUCAGCUUUGGAUGCUACGAACGUGGAGCAGGCUUUUCAAAUGAUUCUCGCAGAGAUUUAUCGAGGUAUUAGCAAAAAGAACAUCUCAUCCGACGAGCCUGGAUUUGGGACUGCCGGUGUGAAAGAAGGAAAGAGCAUUGACGUCUCAGCAUCAGAGUCCAAUGGCACAAACAAGCAAUGCUGUUCGACAUAGUGGUCUAUGAUCUCUUUGUUUCUAAUAUUGUAAUGGUUUCAAACUUCCCACUCUGUCUCCUCCAUUAUCAUUUCUUGUUCUACAUGAUGAAGUGAUUAUUUUUCUAUUUUUUAUUUUAUGAUCAGUUGAGGUGAUUGUUGCAAA